AUGCCAGUAUUGCUAGCUAGUAUGGAAUCUUCCGAGGAUUCUUUGGAGAAUGAACAAUCUCCAAGGAAAGGGAAACAUGGAAUCCCCAUUCCCUCCUUCAGCAUGACUACAUGUACACAAGAUGGUAUCAGUACAGCAACAGCAGAGCCCAAUAGUCUUUCAGCUGCAUGGAUUUGUGGUACAUGCACCUUUCAACACUCUGGAACAGACAAACAGCACUAUCUGGCCUGUGAAAUGUGUGGGACACCCAGAGCGUCAUCUCACAUUGAUGCUAUGAAUAGUAGUACCGGUAGUGGCAGGAAGACAACCACACAAUCAACCUCAUCUAUCACAAGGAACGAUCCACCACAACGAACACAACAAGCGACCAAGCGCCCCUCGUCAUCCUGGGGAAGUCUUCAACCACCCACCCAACAAGAUAUACGAGGCAAGCGGAAACGACAAAAGGCCCUCGAUGCUCCUCCACCGCUGCUAGACUAUCUCGUCGUGUUGGACUUCGAAUGGACUGCCGAUGAUCGGAAGAAAAUGGAACCCAUUCCCGAGAUUACACAAUUCCCUUCGGUGGUCAUGAAGCUGGUAGAAAAGAAAAGGGGCCUUCCAUUGGAAUAUCAUCAACAACAGCCACAACAACACGACAGUCCAAUUCCGUUGCCACUUGAUUUGACCAUGCCAUGUGUGGAAGAUCAUCGUCGUCUCCGACAAGACGCCAUUGCCAUUUCGGCGUUUGAUACGUUUGUACGACCGACAUUGAACCCCAUUCUUUCCGAGUUUGCCAUGCAACUCACGGCCAUUACCCAAGAGCAAGUCAGUACGGCUUCACCCAUGGACGAGGCUCUGCAAAACUACAUGAAAUGGCUCCAAUCCCUAAAGCUGGUCGACAAGGACGGCGCCAAAACAACCGGAACCACCUGGUGUUUUGCCACAUGGGGCGAUGGCGAUAUCAUGAGUACGCUGCGACAGGAACUGCAGUACAAACAAAUAAAGCUACCGGAAUGCUUUGAUCGAUGGAUCAAUCUCAAAUGCGAUUCCAUGUUUCCAAAACAUUACGGACGAGAGCCUCGUGGAGGACUCAAAGCGUGUGUCGAAUCGGUGGGGGCAACAUGGGAAGGACGGGCUCACAAUGGAUUGGUGGAUAGUCUCAAUACGGCCAAAAUUGUACGACACAUGGUACAAACGGGAUUUCGAUUCACACGGGCCACACGGGGACUCGAUAAAGAUGGCAUUCCCUUUGGGCAAAAACAGAAACAAGCCGCAACAAGGUCGUUUGCUAGAACUUCAAAGGCUACGAACAAGAAGUGA
Messenger RNA from Seminavis robusta, 1299 nucleotides. The record is from the annotation of a GenBank genome assembly. Lineage: Eukaryota; Bacillariophyta; Bacillariophyceae; Naviculales; Naviculaceae.